AUGACAUCGGAAGGCGACGCGUCCAGUGCGGAGGAUAGGGUCGCUUUGAGAUCCGCUCCGGUAUCCUCAUCGGCUUCCUCCCGACCAAAGACCAAACCUACCGCUUAUAUCGAUGACCUUAUUGCUGAAAACCAACGAUUGAAGAGCAACAGCGGCAUUGGAAGUCAAUCUCGAGCAGCCAACCUGCUCCCAGAUCUCGCAGUCGUUGCCCCGGUAAAAGAGACAACAGAUACUAAUGCAACUGCCAUCCCAGCGCCAUCGCUUGAUGAACGACCAUGGUUCUUCGACAUGAAUAUUCCACACACGCCGAUUCUCAUCGGUGAGGCCUCGGACGCCGCAUUCGCUACCCGCUUCCGCCAAGCAAUCUCAUCAGCUGAGAGUAGUCACAUCCCGCGGGUGAACUAUGCCACAGAUGAGAGGCUGCUCGCUCUAUCUGAUACAGACUGCCCUUGGCCUAGUCCGGCAAGAGCACGUUUUCUCGUCGGGGUUGCCCUGAGAUAUGUCAGCCGUUGCUACCACAUCAUUCGCAAGAGCUCGAUUCUGGAUGCCUUGGAACAGACCCUCCAGAACCCGGCUGAAAGUGAUUCGCUUCUUAAGAGUAAGCUUUGGGCGAUGUUUGCUAUCGGCGCCAUGUACUCGACUCGAUCUGCCACGUCGGAAAAGCACUUCCCCGGCAUGGGCUACUUUGCACGGGCAACUCGCAUCCUCCGCAUCGUCAGCGAACGACCGAGGAUCGAUGUUGUCGAGUUGAGAUUGUUGCUGUCUUUCUACUCUCUUGCGCUCAACCGGCGACAUACCGCCUACACUUUUGCCGGCUCCGCGACCAGGCUCGCUGUUGUCAUGGGCCUUCAUCUCAAUGUUCCUGAGACGCAGCUCAGAGAUGCAGCCGCUCGAGAGCAUAGGGUCAGAGUUUGGUGGACAGCAUACAUCUUCGACAGGAUGUGGGCAGCCAAGUUAAGCCACCCAGUAGCCGUCCAAGACAUCGAUAUCGAGGUGGACCUGCCAUCGAAUCCGGUUGUCGACGAUAAUAUAGCGGAUGACUUUGCCGAUGCAUCAUAUUUUGUUGCUAGCGUAAAGCUCGCUGGCCUACUGGGAAAGGUUUGCGCUAUCAGCACCACCCGUCCGAUUCUGCUCCAUGUGCUGCGAACGCAUGUCGCAUCUUGGGGAACACCAGAGACCCCAGAACCACGAGUUCCGGCCACCGCCAUGACUCUCGCAGAAACUUGCAUACGUUGCGCUCGUCACACCUGCCGACUGCUGACAGAAUGCUGGAUCGACGGGUCUUUUGCAACGUUUGACUACUUCUACACGCAGUAUCUCUUCUCAGCCGCCACCAUCCUCGCUGCAUCUAGCCUUCUGAGCGGCAAAGAGAGUCACAAUGACAGAGAACAAUUUGAAGAAGCAGCUCAGUUCUUGUCUCAGCUGAAAGAUAAUGGCAACUAUGCAGCUGAGGAGUUCUGCCAUCAUAUCGACGCUAUGAAGCUUACAAUGGCCGCAGCUCACGUGCGCCGUGGUGAUUUCGCCGGGGCGGGAGACUCGGCGGCUUUGCUGAACGACACAACAGCGGCUUUCACGGAUGCUGCAGUCAACCUCAACCAACCUUUCGCAGAGCAAAACACAACCGCUGGUAUGGCGCUUAACGAGCCGUCGUUACAGGAGCUCCUGGCCCAGCCACUCCUCGACUUGCAGUUUAUAGAUGCGUCGAUCUACAAUGAUGGGGCUCAGGGACUUUAUUGGCCAGAUUUCAGCCCGGAAUCAUGGACGCCUGAGACGUGGACUGCAACUUGA
This is a messenger RNA of Colletotrichum abscissum, 1788 nucleotides long. Its product is annotated as fungal specific transcription factor domain-containing protein. The transcript has 4 exons. The record is from RefSeq and is a predicted model, not a curated record. The coding region runs from base 1 to 1788 and encodes 595 amino acids. Gene Ontology annotation, cellular component: nucleus. Gene Ontology annotation, biological process: DNA-templated transcription; positive regulation of transcription by RNA polymerase II. Gene Ontology annotation, molecular function: zinc ion binding; sequence-specific DNA binding. Lineage: Eukaryota; Fungi; Ascomycota; Sordariomycetes; Glomerellales; Glomerellaceae.